GGGCCCACAGCCUCCUCUUUUCAGCUGCCUGACUGAGAACGUGACUGAGAAGUCAGCCAGCAGGUUCCUUUCCCUUCUGAGGACAGAAGGAGCUGAUGAACCGCUGUGGGGAGAUGCUGCACAUCCGCUACCGGCUGCUUCGCCAGGCGUUGGCGGAGUGCCUGGGGACCCUCAUCCUCGUGAUGUUUGGAUGUGGCUCCGUGGCCCAGGUGGUGCUCAGUAGGGGCACCCAUGGCGGUUUCCUCACGAUCAACUUGGCCUUUGGUUUUGCUGUUACCCUUGCCAUCCUUGUGGCUGGCCAGGUGUCUGGAGCCCACCUGAACCCUGCGGUGACCUUUGCCAUGUGUUUCCUGGCACGUGAGCCCUGGAUCAAGCUGCCCAUCUAUGCACUGGCUCAGACGUUGGGAGCCUUUUUGGGUGCUGGGAUCGUUUUUGGGCUGUACUAUGAUGCAAUCUGGGGCUUUGCCAACAACGAACUUAUCGUCUCCGGCCCCAAUGGCACAGCUGGCAUCUUUGCUACCUACCCUUCUGGACACUUGGACACGGUCAAUGGCUUCUUUGAUCAGUUUAUAGGCACAGCCUCCCUCAUUGUGUGUGUGCUGGCCAUUGUUGACCCCUACAACAACCCUGUCCCCCGUGGCCUGGAGGCCUUCACUGUGGGCCUUGUGGUCCUGGUCAUUGGCACCUCCAUGGGCUUCAACUCCGGCUAUGCUGUCAAUCCUGCCCGUGACUUUGGCCCUCGUCUUUUCACUGCCCUGGCUGGCUGGGGCUCAGAAGUCUUCACGACUGGCAAACACUGGUGGUGGGUACCUAUCGUCUCCCCACUUCUGGGGUCCAUUGCUGGUGUCUUCGUGUACCAGCUUAUGAUCGGUUGUCACCUGGAGCAGCCCCCACCCUCCACUGAGGCAGAGAAUGUGAAGCUGGCCCACAUGAAGCACAAGGAACAGAUCUGAGUGGGCAGCAACCAUCCCCCACUGCUUGCUCUCUUGAACAUCCAUUGACUGUGUGGGCCACUCCUUAAAAGCCCCCUUAUGAUCCUUCUCACAGGCUAAGAAGCUCUCUGUCGACCCCAUCCUACUGGAUGGCCCCCUCCAGGAUUUCCACUAGACUCUGUCCAUUAGGACUUUAGGCCCCCACCCUUAAGCAGUGGUGGGGUGUCAGUAGGACCAGACAUCCUUUUUGUUUCCCAAAGGAAGAGACUGUGCAGUGGUUUUUUGUGUGUGUGCAUGUGUGUAUGUGCAUGGUUUCCCAGACACUCAGGGCAAGGGACCAAGUUUUCAAAAAGGAUCUCAGCAGUUCAAGGGAGCCAGGGGAAAGGGAGAAGGUGAUAACAUCCAAUUGUGAGUGAGGAAAGCACCAGAGUGUGUUUUUCUCUACCCUUUGGGAAGGGAGUUGGGACAAGGGGGUGCCACAGCUCACUUAUGGAGCUACGGGAUCCCUGAGCAAGAGCUAUAUAAGGUGUUUCUCUUUCUAAGGUAGGCAUUGGGAGAGGGAUGAAGUCCAGGUCGUAAGUUUCAUGUUUUCUGGGUUUUGUUUUUGUUUUUAUUUUUUUAAAAAAUACAAGUAUGUAUAGAGAGAUGUUACAGUCUUAGGGAUAGAGGUAGGUGACUCUGCUUCAAAAAGGGUUUUCCUCCCUUUAGCCCUCUACUCAACAAUGUACUCUUGCCUUUUAUAAAAAAAUAAAAUAAAAUGUAUGCUAAAGCUUGCCUUUUAUAAAAAAAUAAAAUAAAAUG
Nannospalax galili (Upper Galilee mountains blind mole rat) is the source of this 1733-nucleotide messenger RNA. It is a transcript of the gene Aqp3, whose product is annotated as aquaporin 3 (Gill blood group). Bases 96 to 953 code for a protein of 285 amino acids. Gene Ontology annotation, cellular component: basolateral plasma membrane; plasma membrane. Gene Ontology annotation, molecular function: urea transmembrane transporter activity; water channel activity; glycerol channel activity. The transcript has 7 exons. The record is from RefSeq and is a predicted model, not a curated record. NCBI's taxonomy places the organism in Eukaryota, Metazoa, Chordata, Mammalia, Rodentia, Spalacidae. Gene Ontology annotation, biological process: glycerol transmembrane transport; water transport.